Molecule: messenger RNA, 1362 nt
Organism: Penicillium diatomitis
Lineage: Eukaryota; Fungi; Ascomycota; Eurotiomycetes; Eurotiales; Aspergillaceae
Product: thiamine pyrophosphate-dependent dehydrogenase E1 component subunit alpha
Exons: 5
Coding region: 1-1362 (453 amino acids)
Biological process (GO): branched-chain amino acid catabolic process
Molecular function (GO): oxidoreductase activity, acting on the aldehyde or oxo group of donors, disulfide as acceptor
Source: RefSeq, a predicted model, not a curated record
AUGUCAUCAAAAGCGAUCCUCCAGCGUUCAUGGCGAGCAACAUGCCGCAGCCCGCGGAUGGGGGCACCAAAGCCCACAUACGCACCUCGACGGUGGAGUGGCUCAAUCUCACAAAGGCCAGGUUCAGAUCGAGUACUUUUCCCCGGUGCCGUCAACAGCAAGUUCACCACCGACAUGUCCUUCCUGAAAGCCUCCGACCUGCCCGCAAUCCCCACAUACCGAGUCAUUGACUCCGACGGCGAGCUGGUGGACAACUCGAGAGCCCCUCCGGACGUAUCAGACGAGGAGGUGCUGACAUGGUACAAAAAUAUGCUGUCGGUCAGUAUUAUGGAUGUGGUGAUGUUCGAGGCACAGCGGCAAGGCCGACUUAGCUUUUACAUGGUCUCCGCGGGUGAGGAAGGCAUUGCGGUCGCAUCUGCCGCUGCACUUACACCAGACGACGUGGUCUUCGCGCAAUACCGUGAAGCAGGGGUCUUCCAACAACGAGGAUAUACAUUGAAGAAUUUCAUGGGUCAACUUUUUGCCAACUGCAACGACACAGGUAAAGGCCGCAACAUGCCUGUCCAUUACGGACAAAAUUACCCCCGCAUACACACAAUUUCAUCCCCCUUGGCCACGCAGAUCCCUCAUGCGGCUGGCGCCGCGUAUGCUUUGAAAAUGCAGGACCUUCAGAAUCCCAAUCGUGAGCGUCGAAUCGUUGCGUGCUACUUUGGCGAAGGUGCAGCCAGUGAGGGCGAUUUCCACGCCGCUCUCAACAUUGCCGCCACGCGCUCAUGUCCUGUGGUGUUUGUGUGCCGCAACAACGGAUUCGCUAUUUCUACGCCAACCCUUGAGCAGUAUCGCGGGGAUGGCAUCGCUAGCCGAGGCGUCGGAUACGGAAUCGAUACGAUCCGCGUCGACGGUAACGAUGUCUUUGCAGUCAACGAAGCUAUGAAGGAGGCCCGUCGACUCGCAUUGACCGAUGGCGGGCGACCGGUCUUGAUCGAGGCCAUGAGCUACCGCGUUUCCCAUCACAGUACUAGCGACGACAGUUUCGCAUACCGGGCUCGUGUGGAAGUUGAGGACUGGAAGCGCCGAGACAACCCAAUUAUCCGCUUAAGGAAAUGGCUGGAGAACAAGGGGCUUUGGAACGAUGAGCUAGAACAAGAGACUCGUGAUUCCAUGCGAAAAGCCGUGCUGAAGGAAUUCAGUGAGGCGGAACGGGAGAAGAAGCCCCCGCUUCGGGAAGCCUUUGCCGAUGUGUACGAAGAGUUGACCGAGGAAGCUCAGGCACAAAUGAAGGAGCUUAAGCGGAUCUUGGAGACUUAUCCUGACGAAUAUGAUCUCCGUCCAUACAAAGACGGCGUCAAAGGUCUCGACUAA